Molecule: messenger RNA, 402 nt
Organism: Rhopalosiphum maidis (corn leaf aphid)
Lineage: Eukaryota; Metazoa; Arthropoda; Insecta; Hemiptera; Aphididae
Exons: 1
Coding region: 1-402 (133 amino acids)
Molecular function (GO): nucleic acid binding
Source: RefSeq, a predicted model, not a curated record
AUGUUGGAGAACUUUUUACGCCCGAAAAUCGAAGAGAACGAAAAUAAUGAUGUCUUCUGGUUUCAACAGGACGGGGCCACAGCUCAUACAGCCCGUUGUUCUCGUGCUGUAUUGCAAAAAAUGUUUCCUGGUCGCUUGAUCUCCUUAAGGGAAAACAUUACAUGGCCUCCUCGCUCCCCUGAUUUGAGCCUAUGUGAUUAUUUCUUAUGGGGAUACCUCAAAGCUGAAGUUUUCAAACAUCGACCAAGAACCAUUGAAGAACUAAAAGAGGCCAUCCGUCAAGAAAUCUCCGCGAUUCCACUCGAUAUGCUGGCGAAAGUGAUGGAAAACUUUCGAGAACGGCUCCAUAUGUGCGUUGCUCGUCAAGGCAAUCAUUUAGACGAUAUAAUUUUUAAAAAAUAA